CUGCAUCUAUGGCUUCCUUUUUUGCCCUUUUUCGCUUUUCAGUAUGGAGCUAAAUAUCAUUUUCCUCAUUGGUAUGCAACCUGUUUGAUCUUUUGUCUAGCUGAAAAUCAGUAUCUGCCUUGUUUCUUGAACUUGCUAGAAAAAGGGGAUUUUCUUUUUCUUUUUCUUUUUUUCUUUUAAGUGUUUCCCGCCAUAAGUUGAAGUUGGAUAAUCGGUUAGAAAGAAGGGGAUUUCUUUUCUUUCCUUUGUCUUCCCCGACAUUCUGGGGCCUAAGUACUGGAAUGUUUGCACGUUGGGUUCUGAUGAUUUUUGUAAUAUGUUAAUGAAAUCAAGUAAGAUUUAGAGAUGAUGUUAAUGUGAAAUAAGGUUUGGGUAGAAUCCAUGUUGAUAAUGUCAAUAUGACAUUGGCCACCGGACUCAUCAGUGAGGGCAAGAGUGAGUUGUGAAAACUGUGGAAGAAAGAUGAUAAUUGGGUCUAUUGUGUUGAUUGAUGUUAAAAAUUAGAGGUCAUUUUCUUAUACUUGCAUGCUUUUACCUUUCAUGGUUGCAGAUUCUACAAAGUAUAUAUAUAUGGCAGACAUGGGUUAUCUGAUCUUGGAUCAAUAGUAUAGUUAUUAACCAUGGUUCUUGAAUUGGUGGGUACAAUCUUAGUCCUGUUAAUAAAGCCUUUUUCACUUUUUAAACUAUUUUGUAUGGUGGUUCUGAGAGGAACUUUUGUAGCUAUAAACACUUGGGUUGAGAUUUUGAGUGCUUCCAUCUUCUUCCAUGUAAACAUAUUUUGGAGAUUUGUGCUCUGGAGUUUGUCUUUAAUAACUCUACCGGUACGUGCCUUGGGUGCACUACAGAGGGAGAAACAGCUGCAGGCCCAUCUCAGUGAAUUGCAAGAUAGAUUGGACUCUCUUGCAUGUGAUAGGAAGGAACUUGAAGAACAUAUACGAAUAGCCAUCAAAGAGCAUGAAAUGAUGGAAAUGAUGUUAAAUGAGCUUGAAGAGGAACGCGAGGAAGCAAUCCAUAAGGUUAAACUCUUGGAGACCGAGUUGAAAGAUCUCAAGGAUGAAAACCUCCGCCUGCAGGAAGUUCAUGGCAAAUCGCAUUGGGACACUGGUACUCAAGUUGGUGCAGGCUAUGGCUACAGCGAAAAGCGUAGGGAUGCUAAAGUAUCCGACUUUAAAGACGAUAUUUCACCGUGGAAAUCCGAUCAUUAUCAAAGUGGCAAAGGCCUCACGGACAUUCUGAUGCAUAAAAAUGCGUUCGAGGAUGACAACAGAGGUAAAUUUGACGCAAAUGAUUCCGUCAAAACCAAUGGUGUGUCCCUAAUGCACCAAAUCAUACCUGGUGUCGAGAUUCUUGGAGAAUGGAAGGAAGUUGCACUAUCACAAAGUCUCUUUAGUACGAUAUUAUCACUGUUGGUUGGAAUGGUUGUAUGGGAGGCCGGAGACCCUUGCAUGCCGCUCAUCACAGCUCUUUUUAUGGUGGUUGGUAUGUCGUUAAAGAGUGCUGUUGGGCUCUUCUCCACCAUCGAGAACAAGCCGAGUUCUGAUGCUGUAGCCCUCUUGAGUUUAAAUUGUUUCAUACUCGGCACUCUUACGUACCCUACACUACCCAGGCUGGUUCGGUUAUUACUGCCUUUUUUCACUGAGUCUUUCCCACAAGCACUGGGUCGUUUUCUUGCUCUCUUUACUUCUUAAAUCCAGCGCGAUCACGUCCCAAAGGACCAAUAAUGUUUCUUUUUCCCUUGUGAUUUCUAACUUCAGGACUUAUGACGGUAUUUGCAGGAUGGUUUUGCUUUCGACUUCAAGUUUGACUAGGCACGUAACAGCAAUCCGAGUUAAGUUUUCUCUUUAAAACUGUUGUAAGACGCUAGCGUAUGUAGUUGUUUGCUCGAGUUUAGUAAAAAGACAUCCUCUUCUGUUGUCUAUACGGAAAUCAUUAUGCAUAUCGUGUUUGGACUCGGAUUCACAAGGAUGGACCUAGGCACUUCUUAUGGUGGCAUGUGUCAUGGUUUCGGUAGUGAAAAAAGUUAUAGGGUCGUGAAAAGUGUCACCGUAUCAAUUUGUUGUGUGCAACUGUAUAUAUUUUGAAACUAAAA
Cynara cardunculus var. scolymus (artichoke) is the source of this 2089-nucleotide messenger RNA. RefSeq lists its product as uncharacterized. The coding region runs from base 621 to 1688 and encodes 355 amino acids. The transcript is spliced from 3 exons. The record is from RefSeq and is a predicted model, not a curated record. Lineage: Eukaryota; Viridiplantae; Streptophyta; Magnoliopsida; Asterales; Asteraceae.